CUUGCUGUGCUGGAAGUAUGAAUUUCUGCCACUCACGUCUGAGUGAUUCUGAGUCACUGACAGGAGAAAAGGUGAACAAACUUUCAUGGAGUUGUUCAGCAGACUGCUAACAGCCGAUGGAUGACACUCAGUUUCAACACAACCACUGCCCUUAUUUUAGGACGAACACAAAAUAUUUUCCCAGGCUUAAAAAACACACAGCCAUCAAUGCCUUCAUCUUCUCCUUAUACACAAAGGCUCUUCCAAAAUGUUACCACUUCUUAUUCCACACUGUGGUGAAAAUUCAGUUCAUCAUUCCCAUUCCAGGUAUUCUGGAGGAUGGCAAAUCAACUCAGACGGGAGGGACCACAACGCCAGCCACCACAGGGAUUCUGAGCACUGAGAAGAGGACCAUCAGUGGGGCUCAGUGCGUGAACACCGCUGGAGCUGGGCCACCACGGCAGAGCAGCUUCCGAGCAGCAGAGAGUAAACGGGACACACAGAAAAUGUCAACGAAAGAAGUCACCAUUAAUGUCUCAAAAAACAACAGACCCAGUGACAGAAGGAUGACAAAGAAUUGUGUCAAUUAACAAAGGAACACCAGAGUGAGGAUGGACCUAAGAAUCUUUUGCUGCACUUUACAUGUGGUCAGUCACUGAUGAUUUGAAGAUCUCCAGAUGUACUGUGUUGGAUAGAGCAGGCAGCUGCUGCUGAGUGCCUUCAGAAUCAUGUUUUGUAGGAAACAGCCGCAGACACUGCAGGGCCUUCAGAUGGCAUUUGUCGGCAGUGGCGGCACCAUGCAGACAAACGUUGACAUUUGUGCCAGUUGUUCUUUGCUAAGCGCUAUGUGGGCUACUCGUGUUCUGUUCUGCAUUGCUGGAAGGAUGAGACUGGAGGAUAACGGGUAUUGCUCAUUCCGGUUUAAAACACCAAAUGAAGAAAAUGAACCAGCAUUUUUAGACAUGAUGUACUGAGUGUGCACUUUCAAAUCUACAGAAUCUACAGUCGAUUUGAAUGUUUAAAGAGCUCGCUUUCACCCAGCUCAGACCCAGAUAUCUUGGAGACAGCAAGACAGGUGGCUUCCAUGAAAUAUAUUUUAAACUAUAUAUAUCACUUAUAUAUAGUGAGUCACAUAAUGCCCUUUUUAUAUAUUAAUAUUACUUCACUUUAAUUUAUUUUAUAUAUGGACAGAUUUAGGUCCUAAGAAUGGUGAGUUUCAUAUUGACCUCUCUUGAAGUUCCUAUUUGUAUCGGGCAGAUAAAGUUCUGUCUGUUUUGGAUUUUUAGACACAUUUACUUAUGUGGAGACACAGAUGGACUUCACAAGGCACUGGAAAAUAGUGAUCACCAACUUUACUUGAAAAUAACCUUAACUUCUAAAACAACAUUCCAUCAAUAACAGCUCAGAAAUAUUAGCCCUGUUUGAUCAGUAGUAAUAGAUCUGGUGUGAAUAAUGUAUUUAAUUGCACAGUAUGCAUCCCAAACCACACGACUCCAUGUUUAUCAUAAAUAUACAGCUAAAAGGAAUAUAAAUUUUCAGUGCAGUGAAGAACAGGAAUUAAUUCAACCUAUUUCUCAAUAUGGAAAUAAUACUAUAUAUUCUCUGUAAGUUUGUUCUUUUAUGAAGAUAGAGUAGGCAAAUUUAUUUGACUCCUCCAUCAAAUAUAUAUGGAUAUCCUUAGAGGGCCAUUUGAAGCAGGUAUUUACAAAUUGUUCAUAACAAAUGGAUGACAGUGGAAAGAAAAUCCAUGUACAAACUGCACUAAGUCCCAUUUGCACUUGGAAAAACUAUUAUAAGUAGAAUUGUGGAACCGAAUCCAAUCCACAUUUGAACCACUUGCUGCUAUGGUUUAUGAUUACUUAAUUGUUUCUUGGAAAACAAGUCUAUGCAAUAGGUAAUUGUUUAUUGAUUGUUCUGACACAAAGGCAAGGCAAAAUCCAGAGCCAGUAAGAGAUUUUUGCAUACAAUAGAAGACAUAUUUAUAAGAAGUAUUUCUUUUUAGUUGUCCUAAAAAUGAAAAAAAAACCACCUGUGCUGAACCUUCCACAGUUCAUUGUGCUAUCUGGAAAGUGAUCUUUUGUGAGGUUUUUAUGUAAGAGAAUGAAAAAGUACUGAAAACAGUGUUAUACAAGUAAACUAAGUGCAGUCUGCAUGUAUCUCCAGCCUGUGGCUCUCUGCCAAUGUGCUUGCAACAUUACAGGACAGGAAGGGACUUGACUCACUCUAACAAUAAGCAAUGGCUGAAGCAGCUUAGUGACAUUCAUGUAGGAACGGAUAGCCAUUGUUUGAGGCCAUGUGCUAAUCUGAUUGAAAGCACGCACUCAGGAGUCUGCAGGAUUAUUCUGUGCAGAGCAGACUGUGAACCAACCCAGAUCUGUGCCAAACUUGUAAACCACUCCUGAUCCAAAGAAUUUAUGAGCAAAGGGAGUACAGCAUAAACCCAUAUGCUAUGGGAAAGCUAUGGAAAGGAAUAAAUGAUGUGUAAUGGGUAGAGUGGAUUUUUAAAGAAGGCAAAAGGAAGUUGCGUUACAUAGAACACUGUUCCACAGAGAGGUGCCUAACAAUAUUAGGGCAAGCAGCUGCAAUGACAGAGGAGUCCUGGCAGUGAGUUAUUUUCUGGCUGAGAAAUCAUUCCAGUUGAUGUGCUGGCCAAAAGCGUAUGUCGUGUUGGGUCACACUACAGAGGAAGGAAAGGCAGCAAUGCUUCAUAGCACAUAGGUAUGAGGGAGAGCCCUGCCUGCAUCUGAACAGUCAGCAGAGAGCCUUUUCUGAGUCUCAUUCAGAGUGUGAGAUGUGAAGGCAGUUAGCAGGAGGUUAUUGGACUGGUGCCUCAUUAUCCAUUGUUACUUGCUUACGUUGGCUGUGUUCUCCAUCUGUGUGUCAGCUGUAGAGCUGGGAAGGCCAAUUGCUCUUCAUUGCCCUUCUACCUGCUUAUGGUUAGUUUCUUCAGCUACUUCAAUGCUCCAUAAGCAUGUUUAUAUCCUGAAAUCUAACUUCAGGAUAUUCAAAGACUGGCUCCAACCUUCAUGAUACAAGCCAUGUCUAGUUACAAAUGACCUCAUAAACUCUUUUCUUGUAACACAUUAGUCUUCUGAUUCAUUCUGAAUAGAAACUUCCUUAUUAUCUACUUUAUCAUCCUUUACUGGAUGUGGCAGGGAAUGUGACCACUGAGGAUGAUGACAAGGCUGAAUUUCUCAUCGAUCUCAUGCCAUCUUUACAUUUGUCUUUAAAAAUCAGACCAGUUAUCCUCUGGAUACUCCUCCCCCUGACCUGAAAGUCUCAGAUGGGGAGCAGAAUAAAUCCCCCACGAUUAAGGAGGAAACAGUCAGAGACCUACUACUGUACCUGGACUGCCACAAGUCCAUUGGGCCAGAUGGGAUCCACCCCAGGGUGCAGAGGGAGCUAGCAGAGUGAUUGCCAAGCCACUUUCCACCAUCUAUCAGUGUUCCUGGUCAAUCAGAGAGAUGCCAGAGGAUUGGAGGCUUGCUAAUAUGACUCCCAUCUACAAGAAGUGUUGUUAAGAGAUCUUGGGAAGUAGGAACUACAGGUCUGUCAACCUGUGAGCCUGACCUUGGUGCCAGGAAAGGUCAUGAGAUCAUCUUGAGGGAGAUCACAUGGCACAAGUGAGACAACAGGGAGGUCAGGCUCAGCCAGUAUGGAUUCCUGAAAGGCAGGUCCUGCUUGACCAACCUGAUCUCCUUCUACAAUCUAGUGACCAGCCUGGUGGAUGAAGGAAAGGCUCUUGAUGUAGUCUACCUAGACUUCAGCAAAGCCUUUGACGCUGUCUCCCACAGUAUUCUCUUGCAGAAGCUGGCAGCUAAUAGCUUGGACAGGUACACUCCUUUGUAUGGGAACUGCUGAGACACAGCCUGAACCUCUGAUUGAUCACCUGAGGCGAGCAAUAAGUCAGCCAUGGGUGCAUAGGUGAAGGCAAUUCACCUGUGCUGCCGGAAGGGGUGGAGCCUGGCUCCACCUCUCCUGGACCCAUUUAAGAGCUGACUACCAGCAGGGAAGGAUUUCUUCUUGGGAUUCCCUCCUAUGGGGUUUCAUAGCAAGCCCAGGAUGUGGGUAAGUAUUCUAUCUAUUCUGUUUUGGUAUAAUAACUGCUUAGCCAAACUCUUUGGUAUAUCUAUAACAUCUGUACAUUCAUUGAUUAUACACUCUUUGCUGGGUAAAGAACUGGCUGGAGGGUCAGGCCCAGAAAGUGAUGGUGAAUGGAAUUAAAUCCAGCUAGUGAGACGCCAUUAGUGCUGUUCCCCAGCAGUCUGUAUUGGGACCUGUUGUGUUUAAUAUCUUUAUUGGUGACCUAGAUGAGAGCAUUGAGUGCACCCUCAGGAAGUCUGCAGAUGACACCAAGUAGGCAGGAAGUGUUGAUCUGCCUGAUGGUAGGAAAGCCCUACAGAGGGAUCUGGGUGGGAUGGAUAGCUUACAUGAGGCCAACAGGAUGAAGUUCAACAAGAUUGAGUGCUGGCUCCUAUACUUCGCUCACAACAGCCUCAGGUAAUUCUACAGGCUUGGGGCAGAGUGGCUGGAAGAGUGUGUAAAGAAAUGGACCUCGGGGUGUUAGUCAGCAUGAGCCAGCAGUGUGUCCAGGUGGCCAAGAAGACCAAUAGCACUGUGGCUUGUAUAAGAAAUAGUGUUCCAAAAGGAGCAAGGAAGUGAUAAUCCCUUUGUAGUCAGCACUGAUGAGGCCACAUUUUGAGUACUGUGUUCAGUUUUGGGCCCCUCCCUACAAGAAUGGCAUCAAAGUCCUGGACCUUUGAUGUGCAAUAAAGCUGGUGAGGGGUCUGGAGCACAAGUCUUACGGGGAGCAGCUGAGGGAACUGGGAUUAUUUAGUCUGGAGAAGAGGAUGAUAAGGGCAGAUCUUAAUGAUCUCCACAACUGCCUGAAGGGAGGUUGUGGUGAGUUGGGAGUUGGCCCCUUCUCCUGUGUGACUAGUGAUAGGACUAGAGGGAAUGGCCUCAAGUUGAGGCAGGGGAAAUUCAGUUUGGACAUUAGGAAGAACUUCUCCAAAAGAGUGGUCAUGUGCUGGAAUGGGCCGCCCAGGGAGGUGGUGGGGUCACUGUCCCUGGAGGUAUUCAAGAAAUGUUUAGAUGCUGUGCUGAGACUUUAGUGGGAAAUACUGGUGGUAAGUAGAAGGUUGGACUGUAUGAUCUUGGAGUUCUUUUCCAAACUUGGUGAUUUUUAUGAUUCUAUUAUUAUGUCUAAGAUAGCUUUUUAGCCCUUGAUAUUUAAGUUCCCAAUGACCUUAAUAGAAGUAAGAGUGCAUCGAGGACACCAGAAUCCUGCCUCUAUAUGUAGAGUUAUAUUUGUUUUUCUUACUUUGCUGCUUCUAAAAACAACCACCAGUAGCUAUGACCAAUUUGCUUAUGAAAUAAUAGACCACUCUGUGUAAUUAAGAGUGAGAGAAUCUAGCCUAUAGAACUCAAGACAAUUUAAAGUCCUAAAAAUAAAUGACUGCUGGUUUUAGUGGAAGAAACAAGCUCAAAGAGUCACCUGGAUGUCUUUACUUCCACUGACCUUCCUAGGACUGAAUAGUCUUAUUUGCAGGACUUGUUCUUCACGUUGUAUCUUUAAAAUAAAAAAGGCCCAAAUACAGGAAGUAAAACCUCCAUGUUAGGAGGUAUACACUAUUAGAUAAGAAGCUGCUGACAUCUUUCUUCCUGUAUGUCAGAAUCUUUGAAAUACAAUUUUUCUACAGACAACAUAAUGCCAUUUAAUUUUUCCACAUUCCUUGUCAGCACAGGAGGAUUUCUAAAGGAUUUCUAGCUGACACAACCUUGGGUGAGAUUUUUAUAAGCUACUGUAGUCACGUUUUAAAUAGAAAUAACAUUAUUUUGAUGGAUUUUCGCAGUACCAAUACAAAAUAUGUAUACAAUUUUCUUCUGAUAUGUACAUACAUGUAAAAUACAUUUUAUUCCUAUAUGUGAGAAAUUUAAUCACUGAAAAGAAGGUUGGGUAAAGACAAUUUACAGUUACCAGCAGGCAGAAUUUGUUGUAGUUUGGUCUUUUACUACUGCCUGCUGUCCUUCAUACUUCCUCCUUUUAUUUCAUAAUUUCACCAUUACUGUGUGACAUUGACUGGAAGAUACACAAUUUUACUGUGCAACGUUAAGAAGUACGUUCUAUUACUGAAAAGGAGGAAAGUACAAUUAAUGCCUAAGCAAUAUGUAAGUACUAGGUUGAGUAUACAUUUUUGUUAUCUGAAUGACAAAGAUCACAUAUAAAAUGAAGAGCCAAUUUUUCUAAUCUUCCCAGCAUGUUCAGAUACAUAUAUAUCCAUUUGUGUGUCUGUUUGUUUACACUGUUACCUCUUUAAGGUGCACUUCUGUUCUGCAGUUCUUGCGUGGCAUUUCUGUGGGCUUUUGAAUUGUGUUUUUAGUUCUAUUACCCAAAUGUAAAAGGCUUUAAUAUUUGAAUUGAAAUCUGCUUUACCUGACUUAUUAGAAGAGUUAGCUUUGUAAUUUGUGCACAGAAAUGAUAUUUGAAAGAGCAGGUUUAGUUUUAUUUGGAAAAAACUAACUUAUCCAAGUAGGAAUUCAAACCAGAAUAGAAGGAGCAUUUUUAUACACUCAUUUUAGCUGCAAAUUAUUGAAGAUCCAUCUUGAACUUGAAAACAGAAAUAAAGAAAAAUUAAGUGUC
This is a messenger RNA of Lagopus muta (rock ptarmigan), 6622 nucleotides long. It is a transcript of the gene BAALC, whose product is annotated as BAALC binder of MAP3K1 and KLF4. Lineage: Eukaryota; Metazoa; Chordata; Aves; Galliformes; Phasianidae. The coding region runs from base 117 to 569 and encodes 150 amino acids. The transcript is spliced from 4 exons. The record is from RefSeq and is a predicted model, not a curated record. Gene Ontology annotation, cellular component: cytoplasm.